Molecule: messenger RNA, 2133 nt
Organism: Wasmannia auropunctata (little fire ant)
Lineage: Eukaryota; Metazoa; Arthropoda; Insecta; Hymenoptera; Formicidae
Product: neutral ceramidase
Exons: 8
Biological process (GO): ceramide catabolic process; long-chain fatty acid biosynthetic process; sphingosine biosynthetic process
Cellular component (GO): extracellular region
Molecular function (GO): N-acylsphingosine amidohydrolase activity
Source: RefSeq, a predicted model, not a curated record
AAAUUGUGGCGAGGUGACGAGGCGGUGGAAGUGAUCGGGCCGGUGCGAGUGCUUCAUCGAUACGUCAACAUGCCGGAACAGUCAGCGGAGUUCUACAACGAGACGACGAAGAAGCUGGAGGAGGUGCACGGCUGCGUACCGGCGAUGGGUUACAGCUUCGCGGCCGGCACGACCGACGGGCCCGGCUCGUUCGCGUUCGAGCAAGGAACGACGACGUCGAAUCCCUUCUGGAACACCGUGCGAAACUUCCUGGCCGCCCCCACGAACAACGACAUCAGCUGUCAUAGUCCGAAGCCUAUUUUAUUAGCCACCGGACGGAUGAGGCUCCCCUAUCAGUGGCAGCCGAAAAUCGUCUCGACGCAAAUCGCCAUGAUCGGCGGCGUCGUUAUCGCCGGCGUGCCCGGUGAGUUCACGACAAUGUCCGGAAGGAGGUUGCGAGAGACCAUCAAGAAAGUCAUGAACGAUGCGUCGGACGUCGAAACGUCCGUAAUACUCGCGGGGCUCUGCAAUGUUUACAGCGAUUACGUAACGACGCCCGAGGAGUAUCAGAUACAGAGAUACGAAGGCGCAUCGACGAUUUAUGGUCCGCAUACGCUUACAAUAUACUUGAAGCAAUACGAGGAGCUGGCGCAGGCGAUUGUUCAAAAUAAAUCCGUGCCGCCAGGACCGCCCGCCCCGGAGCUGCUGCAGAGCAACCUGAUCACCCUCGUGCCGCCCGUGCUGUACGACACCCCGCUGUGGAAGCGCAACUUCGGGGACGUUAUCCAGCAGCCGGAGAAAGUCGCGUCGCCCGGUAACACGAUUACGGCGAGCUUCGUUGCCGGUCAUCCACGUAACAAUCGAAUGACCGAGAGCACGUUCUUAACUGUGGAGCGAUUAGAGGAGGACGAAGUUUGGAUACCAGUUGCGACGGACGCCGAUUGGGAGACCAAAUUUCAAUGGAGGCGAACUUCUAUGAUACUGGGGUCGAGUCAGGUGACCAUUACGUGGGAAAUCCCGCAGGACGUUAAACCGGGUGAAUAUCGCAUCAGACAUAAUGGUUAUUAUCGCUACGUCCUUGGCGGCGUGUAUCCUUACUACGGUGUCACCAAUCAUUUUCAGGUAAAAGUUCCUGUACGUCGACGUUAUGGAUUAUAAUCAUUUGGUGCCACUCUUGUCUCUCGCCGCGUGUGUAUUUUUAGUCGACGGAAAACUAUUGAGCUUACUUUACAAUUAAAUUGUGCCUGCUCGAAAUUUAUUUUAAUGUGUAAAUAGAUAAUCUGUUUGAAUAAAUAAUAGCAAAGAGAAAGGAACGAGCAGUAUGUGAAUAUGAUUGUUUCUGUUUAAAAGAGAUUGCGUUUUUUUUUCGUAUUUUCAUGUACAUAGCUUAUACGUAAAAUAAAUCGUUUUCUCUCUUUUCACAUAGAUAUAGGUAUUCCCUCGUUUAAUAAUGUCCUCUCUCUCCAUCUUCACGUACUCUUUUAGUUUGACAAGGAAAUUAUUACGCUUAGUUUACAUUUAAAUUGUGCCUGUGUUCCUAAAAAAAUUGUUUUAUAGCGUGAUAUAGAAAUUUUAUUCUAUUUCAAUGAAGAAUAGCGAAAGAACGAGCUGUGUGUGGAUACGAAAUAAACGACUGUUUUUUAUUUGUUUGAUAGGUACCGUGUGUUUUUACGUAUCUUUAUAUAACGCAAGCUUGCAUACAUGAAAUAAAUAGUUUCCUUUCUUUAUAUAGAUAUAUUCUCUCGGAUUUAAUAACUUCCGAUAAUAUACUAUUAAGUUUCGGAUUUUCUUCGGAUGACUUUUUCUUAUUAUAUAGUUUUAAUUUUCAGGUAGAAAGAUUGUAACAGGUGUAAUAUCAUGAUUUGCGUCCGAUUGACAAUAAAGCGGAAUAUUACUUUAUUGAUUUUAUUUCUGAAUUCGGCCUAAAAGUACUGUUAUUUCAAAAAAUAUUAAUCGACUUAGUAAUCGAAUAAAUUGCCAUAUAUCAAAUUGCUGUGCCACACAACUUAUUUUAAUGGAUGAAACGUUUUGCUCCUCCGGAUUUUAUAACAUAGAAACGUUGAACGGCACAAACUCACAGGAUUGGACAUUUAAAAUAUCUAGAGAAACUUUGGAUUUAAAAGUAGUUCAAAACUUGCCACUCUUAUACUUUAG